Mucor velutinosus is the source of this 594-nucleotide messenger RNA. RefSeq names its product mRNA cap guanine-N7 methyltransferase (gene ABD1). The transcript is spliced from 6 exons. The record is from RefSeq and is a predicted model, not a curated record. Lineage: Eukaryota; Fungi; Mucoromycota; Mucoromycetes; Mucorales; Mucoraceae. Bases 1 to 594 code for a protein of 197 amino acids.
AUGGGUCAAUACAAAUGCUGCUGUUGCAUUCCCGUCAGGGCUGGUGUUUUAAUCAUUGCUUUGCUCUCUGCUGCUCUUUACAUAGCCUCCACUGUUGGUUUGUUCAUGUUGAAGCCUUCUUCUGGCGUAACUUACGAAAAUGUUGAAGUUGACAUGAAAAUUGUCAAUGGCGUCUACUAUACAUUCAUCGCUGUUUCUAUUAUCUUUGCUCUUGCCUCUCUCUUUGGUGUCCUUGGCAGUGUUACACAACAUAGAAAAAUGAUUGCCACCUUCAAAAUAUCAUACUGGUUUGUAGCAAUUGUACAAUUCAUUGUAACUGUAGCUGCAAUCAUCAUUCUUGCAGUAAAGAGAACAGAUAUCGUUAAUAACUGUGCGGCGCUUUAUCCAGAGGAAACAGUAGAUACAUGUUCUGUAGGAUACAGAACCCUUAUGAUCAUCUUUUGCGUCGUGUCAAUAGUGAUCAGCUUUAUUCAGUUCUACUUUGCCACAGCCAUCAGCGCCUACGCUACCAGAUUGCGUAGAACGAAUAUGCAUGAGAAGCUUCGCAAUCUGGAGGAUUUCCCUGAGCCUCCCAGCAAGACUGAAUUCUUUUAG